Molecule: messenger RNA, 2404 nt
Organism: Brienomyrus brachyistius
Lineage: Eukaryota; Metazoa; Chordata; Actinopteri; Osteoglossiformes; Mormyridae
Gene: bora
Product: bora aurora kinase A activator
Exons: 12
Coding region: 118-1734 (538 amino acids)
Biological process (GO): activation of protein kinase activity; regulation of mitotic spindle organization; regulation of mitotic nuclear division
Cellular component (GO): cytoplasm; nucleus
Molecular function (GO): protein kinase binding
Source: RefSeq, a predicted model, not a curated record
GCGUGAUUACUAUUGGUCAGCUGACACUGAGGGAAAAUUAAAACGGACGUUAAGACACACUCAGGGCAACAUUUGUUUUUUCCAGUGCUGCUACUUAGGUUCCACGGUUGAGGGGAGAUGGGAGAUGUACCUGAGGUUCAAGUCACGCCCGAAACACCUGGACGACCAGUAAUUCUCAACCCUUUUGAAAGCCCUAAUGAUUACCAUCGUUUGCUUGAGCCCGUUGUUGCCAGUCCCUCAAUGUUUAAGUCUUCGAAAUGUCCAUCAGUUGUAAGUACACCUGCCAAGUUUAAAUGGUCCAUAGAUGAAAUGGCAAGUUUGCUGCCUGUUGAAAUUGAUCCUGAAGACAUCCAACGUCAGUCCCUGUUUUUAAGUCGAACCAGGACUGAUAAACUGAUUGAGGAAAAAAGACAAUAUGCGAUUGAACAGUUUUUCACAAAGAAAACAAUCGUUCCUUCACCUUGGAGUGAAGUAGAAGAUAAAGGACCAUCGCAGAUGCCGUAUGAAAUCAAUUCAAUUUCCCCAAGGAUUUCUGAAGAAAAUUGUCCUGAGGGGAAAUGCAAUGCUACCUGUCAAACUGCACUAUCUUUACCUGUUGAUUUCAAUCUUCAAAAAAUAUUAGGAGAUUACUACAGAAUGGAAGAGGUUUCAGAGCAAGCUCAGGAGAGCUUAAGUUCUUCUUCCCUGCGGCGAAAGCUAUUUCUUGAUGGAAAUGGGAGUGGAUCAGAGUCGUCUGCACCCUCCAGUCCAGAGCAAAGCCCCCAAAACAAAUUUCAUGGAAAAAGUGGGCCAUUGGGUUCUGUUAAUGCCUCGCCACUGCACUGUGGAAUCGCAGCCCUGACACCAUCAUCUGGGCAGUUCUCAUCCAGUCCAAUCCAAGGCAGGUGCAGAAAUUAUAGCUUGGGCAGUGUGACCAGUCCUAUGCUUCCUGAAAAUUCAUCCCCUAGUUUUAAGUCUCCCAUGUUGUCCCCCAUUGUUCUCCAGUAUGUGAAAACUCCAUUGUCUGGUGAGAGGAAGAAAUUAAGCUUCACAACCCCAGACAGAAUUGCUCUGGGAAGUCCCAACAUUAAUAAUUGUACCGUGAGUCCUUUUGUUGAGGGAUGCUCUCCUAUUAAAAGCUGUUCUCCAGUUCAAAGCCGAGGCAGUGCUUGGGUGCGGCCUCAAUACAGGACCUCCCCUUUACAGAUGUCACCUACUGUUGAUAAGGAAAACAUUCACCCUGACAGCACUAUGCCCACAAGUGAGCUAGAUGUGAGCUCGGCCCCUAUGCCCUUCCACUCUGGAAAAUAUAAAGCAGCCUUGCAAGACAUAAUUGAACUUGAUGACAGUGAUGUGGCAGUCCCAAAACUAGUGCAAGUGAAACAAGGGGAUAAUGACACAGUGAAUAUGGGGGAACCUGCUGAAACUCAGGAAGAUUAUAGCACCUGGUCAAGGGACGAGGUGGACAGCAGCCCUAUGCGGCUAACCAGCUCUAGGACAGGAAGCAUGACAAACAUGGAGAACUCUAAUAUGUUUGUCUCCAUGUUGGCUGAAGGGAGCACCAUGCCCUAUGACAGCAGUAUGCAGGUGGACAGCGGUUACAAUACAUAUUCUGUUGCUCCAAACAGCAUGAUGGAUGGGGGUAGUUCUGACAGUCAGACAAAGGAAUCACCUGAUGCACAUGUAUCACAGGAAGCUGUUUUAUUCACUAAAAGUCAACAUGUUAAGUCAAAGAUGUUAAAUGUGCACCACUGAUAAUGAAGUUGAAGCUGCCCACAUCACGUCCGGGUUGUUGCUCGACAUGAAAUCACAAAAUGACUUUAAUGGCACUCGUGCAAAUGUGAAUUUCUAUUACGUGUAUAGUGUUCCUUAUUUGCACAAGCUUGUUCUCCCUCCUGACUUACUGGUACUGGUGGGAAAAUGAGGUUUGAUACCUUGAAUAAUUACUAGUCCACCUCCCAGUAGCUGCUUGAUUGUGAUUUCCAAGAAUUUCACCUAAUGUUUGUUUCAAUUAUUCCAUCACUAUGGAUGUGACUUAUUUUAUUUUUUUUAAUUAUGAACCUGUUAAAUGAAAUUACGAUUAUUUUUGUAUCUUAAUUUUUUGUACAAUAUAUUGGGGCAUGAAAUGGAACAUAUAGUUAACUUGAAUUCUUUGCUAAGAAUCCAAUUUUGUAAAUUCUUUAGUGCUCCUAUUCUUGGACCACUAAUUACUACAUAUAUAUAUAUAUUUUAAUCAGUGUCGUAUUUUAUUAAAUCUAGUGAAAUAAAGCAUUCUGACACUGGAGAUACACUAUGGAGCAUCACUUUUUUCCUCCCCUUUUAGUAAAAAUCUUUUCAAUAGUUUGGUAACAACCGAAAUGUAUUCAGCAUGUAUGUUUUUGUUACUGAUACACUUACCACUAUAUAAAUAAAUGUUUUACGGUUA